Messenger RNA from Prunus armeniaca (apricot), 186 nucleotides. Lineage: Eukaryota; Viridiplantae; Streptophyta; Magnoliopsida; Rosales; Rosaceae. The record is from the annotation of a GenBank genome assembly.
AUGUCACCUUUGCUCCUUCGCACCAGCAAGCUUCGUCUGUCUUCAUUUGGAAAUAAAAGGACACGACCCGCCCUAGUGCCUAGACCAGACCCACCCAGGCCGCCGAGGCGCCGCCUAGAUCCGCCCAGGCCGCCUAGGCCCUCCCUAACUCCGUGGUGUCGGUGUCCUCUCCCGCCUAGUGCUUAG